AUACCAAUGUGCUGAGCCAAUGGCUUUUCCACAGAGCAGCUGGCUGGCAUCAGGACGGGACAGGCCGCUCGCAGGAAGGAUACCUGCAGGACGGCUCUCGCUUCGCUCGCCGUAGGACACCACGGACGGUGACUUCCAGGAGGUGUUCAUGGGAUGCACUAUCUACGCAGCCAGCCCUAAGGCCCUGCCCGCCGACGAGGCCUCGGGCCAGGACACAUACUGCCAGCCCCCCCACUACCACCACCCUCAUGGUAACUGCAGUCAGAGGAUAGCAGCCUGCAGAGCCAGGUGGAGGUUACAAGGCUCGUCCCCACUCCACGACAAACCAUUUCCAGCUGCAUGCAAAGCAACUUCACCAAGGGCCAGGAGCAUGACUGAGAAGCAGGAGCAGGCUGAAGAAACGGGCCUCAUCUCCACACAGGACCUGGACCCGUCCAAGGACGACGACACACACGGCCACUUCAGGUUUCAGCUGAUUGAAGACCUGUCCUAUGAAGAUGUGAAGAAAUGUUACAGGGGCUCGUGUGUGUCUUGCAGCGGUUUGCUCCAGGCCUUGGAUGUGCGCGAGUGUGUGUGUGAGUACGGUGCCACGGUGCUGAGCCUGGUGCAGAGCUCCCGGCCGCUGAGGGAGAGGGUGGCGCCGAGCGGAGCCGGAGUGGCCGGAGUGGCUGGAGGUGGCGGAGGAGCCGGUGGGGCUGGUGCUGUGCAGGCAGGCCGCUCCACCAAGGAGCUGCUCAUGACUCUGCCCUGUCCCUCUGCACAGACUGUCAGCAAGUACAACUCGCAAUACCACAAACUGUUCCCAUGCGUGCCCAAGGAUGAAAUUCUCAUGAAAGUGUACUCCUGCGCCCUUCUCAGAGACAUCCUUCUACAAGGCCGCCUGUACAUUUCCAGAAACUGGUUGUGUUUCUAUGCCAACCUCUUCGGCAAGGACAUCAAGGUGGCGAUCCCUGUUGUUUCUGUGAGGCUCGUGAAGAAACACAAAACAGCUGGCCUUGUGCCCAACGGUUUGGCAAUCACCACAGACACCGGCCAGAAGUAUGUAUUUGUGUCUCUGCUGUCAAGAGACAGCGUGUAUGAUGUCCUCCGCAGGAUCUGCACGCACCUGCAGGUCAACGGGAAGAGUCUGAGCUUGAAGCAGUUCAUGGAGGAGCCGACUUUAUCACUGGAUGAGUUCCCGCCUCCAGACGAGUUCCCCGUGGUUGAUGAAUUCCCAUCAGUGUUAAAGUGGCGAAGGAAACCCUCCGUGGUGUCCGUGUCCUCCUCCCUUCCCGACCUCCUGGGGAACUCCACCAGCGCGUUGGGUCCGCCAGACACGUCCUUCAAGUCAGAGCAGCCGUUGGAAGAGCGAGGUCUGCAGACAGACAGAGGUCUCUUAUCAGAGCCCGUGACGGAGCUGGGCCAGAUGGAGUACCAGCUGCUCAAGUUCUUCACCCUGCUCAUCAUUCUGCUCAUCCUGUCAUCCUGCUACCUGGCCUUUCGUGUGUGCAGUCUGGAGCAGCAGCUUUCUUUCCUCAGUAAUCCCAAUCUACCCCUCCGAGAGAGGUAACCACUGCUCUCCACUUUGACCCGCCGGACUGGCCGCUGAUUACUCUCCUCACGCUCGGGAGUCCAUGAUGCCUCCCAGCUUAGAGUCAGAUCUAGGACCAGCUUAGAGCCCAGAAUAGAUCAGAGCGGCUGCAGCAACACGACCGGAGGAAUCCAGGAAACCGUCCCAACGUGGAGCGACUUCCUGCUCACUGAUCACUUCCAGACUAUGCAAACAGACUGUAUAUUUAUUCCUGAGUCUAAAGUAUCUUUUCUUUUAGAGUUUGAUUGUCUGAAAGGGUCUUUCCCUCUCACUGACAUAUAAUUUAUUAACAAAUAAGUCUUCAGUGUAAAGACAACCUUAAUCGUAGAGCAAACUGAAUCUGCUGUUUGUGACACUGACGAUGGUCGGAAGUGGCGACGGACGAUGAAGGUGUUUUACAUGUGGAAUAACAACACACAGAUGCUUGAAUGGACUGAGAGUCGAGGUAUUUCAGGUGUGUUGUGGUCGUUGCAGAGUCGACUCAUCCGC
This is a messenger RNA of Cololabis saira (Pacific saury), 2059 nucleotides long. It is a transcript of the gene gramd2aa, whose product is annotated as GRAM domain containing 2Aa. The transcript has 13 exons. Gene Ontology annotation, biological process: regulation of store-operated calcium entry. Gene Ontology annotation, molecular function: phosphatidylinositol-4,5-bisphosphate binding. Bases 149 to 1549 code for a protein of 466 amino acids. NCBI's taxonomy places the organism in Eukaryota, Metazoa, Chordata, Actinopteri, Beloniformes, Belonidae. Gene Ontology annotation, cellular component: extrinsic component of cytoplasmic side of plasma membrane; organelle membrane contact site; endoplasmic reticulum membrane. The record is from RefSeq and is a predicted model, not a curated record.